AUCAUUCAUCAUUUAUUUGUUGGCUCAUAACAUGAUGGGUUGGAAUUAUGUCUUAUUCUCUGUUGAAGAAGAAAUGCGUUGCAAGUCAAGUUUGUUCAUUCACUGCAACACAGAAGUAUCUCCUCUCUCAGUAAAGAGAAACAACUUGAGUGUAAAAUCAUACGGUACUUCUUGUUCUGUCUCAUGGAGUUUUCCCUUGAGGAAGAGAAGUCGGCUGUUAGUUACUUGUUGGAAGGCCCUCCCCCACUUUUAUUGGAAAACGACCUUGGUUGCACAUCUACAGAAAGAUACUUGUCAUCAUGGACCUCUUCACGGUUUUGACUUUUCUUCAAAAAGUGAAGAACAAAGGAAUCCUUCACAAAGUCUUUGUCUGGAUGAAAGCUUACUACACUGUGAGGGAACCUUGUGUGGUAGCAGUGGUAACAGAAAUGAGUCGUUCGUAAAGUUCUUAAUAUACCAGUUAUUUCCAAAGAAUAUUGCGGACAAGUUGGAAACUUUUCGAAUUUCUUUAGAAAGCGAUAUCCGCUUGCCUUUAUUUGCAGCUUGUAUAUUUAUUGUAGCUUUGGUGGGACGAUACGUUUUUCGUGUUAAUAAGUCUUUCGAGACACUAUUAGUCGGAACUUGUUUCGCUAUUUGUGGACUGCCUGCUUUGGACGAUACAGUUAUAUCCUUGAAAGCCCGAGAUAUUAAUAUCGAUGUUUUGAUGACUGCUGCAGCAUUAGCUUCUUUUUUUCUAGGAUCCAUAUUUGAAGGCACUUUGCUAGUUCUUCUCUAUACAUCGUCACAUAUAGCAGAGAGAAAAGUUCAGCAAUUUGCGACAAAAAGGUUGGACUCCCUUCGAGAUCACAUUCCUCAGACUGCUUUAUGUGUUGGAACCAGGGACAAGUUGUAUGACUCACCUCGUGAAGUAAGUGUUUCACAAGUGAAACCUGGAGAUUGGAUUUUGGUUAGAGCAGGUGAAAUAGCUCCUUGUGAUGGUAUUGUAAAGAAAGGCUCAGCCUUCGUGACAAGAGAACAUUUUAAUGGAGAAACUUUGCCAUCUUCUGUUGGUGAAGGAAGUGAAGUACUAUCAGGCAGUCGAACGCUAGAUGGCUCGUUAGUUUUGGAAGUGUCUAGAAUGAGUAGCGAGUCUACUCUACAGCGGAUUCUUCUUCUUAUUGCUGAAGCAAAAAAGAACCGCCCUCCUAUCCAAGUUUGGAUAGAUCGAUGGGGAAGUUUGUAUUCAAGGGUAGUCUUAUUCAUAUCUUUUUGUAUUAUAGUUUUUUUGGCUCCUUUAAGUAGACUCUUUGGAAGAAGUGUAAUUACAUUUUGGGGUUCUGGGGGUUCACUAUCGAGAGGUUUAGGGUUUUUAGUAACUACAAGUCCAUGUGCACUAGUCAUAGGUGCUCCAGUUGCCUAUCUAAGUUGUCUAAGUGUAGCAGCCUCUCGUGGAGUUUUUAUCAAAGGUGGUGCGAAGGCUAUUGAAAAUGUUUCAAGUUGUAGUCAUUUUGCAUUUGAUAAGACGGGUACCUUGACUAUGGGGAAAGUGCACCUUGUGCGUAUCAUGACAUAUUCUUCGUAUUGCUGCCAGCCAGAAAUUGUAUGGAAUGUAUCUCAAAUACUUCACGAGUAUAAUAGUAAUAUCUCUACACGGCAAUACUCUUGUUUUUCCAAUAGUGUUUGUCAGCAUGUAGGAUUAGAAGAAGCUCUUAUGUUAGCUGCAUCUUUGGAAAGGGGUACAGUUCAUCCAUUUGCCAGAGCUUUACAAGCUGCAGCGGAGAAUGCAAAACUCUCCCUGGAUAUUCCAAGCGACUAUCAAGCUAUUUCAGGUCUCGGAUUAUCAGGAACUUUUCGAUCGACGAACGCAUACAGAAAUCCUCAUGAUUCUAAAGAACGACAGGAGAGAAAGGUUUGGUUUGGCAGGUUGACAUAUAUUAUGGAAUAUCUUUCCCUGGAACAUAGUUGUUUGACUUGGUUGGAAAGCAAGUUGAAGGAAGCUGGGAGUCGUGGAGAAUCAGUUGCAGUACUUGCUGAUUCUUUUGGAAAGAUUGCAGUAUUUUGUUUCGUUGAUCAGCUGAGACCAGAGACAGCUGAGGCAUUAUCGAGCUUACAAAGAGAUGAAGCACGUAUUACAAUUGUAACUGGAGACAGUUUGGCAGCCACGAAUGCUAUUAUUGAAUGGUUACCUUCAAUAGAGAACAUUCAAAUUGUUCAUUCUUUGAGUCCAAAGUCAAAGUUGGACUGGAUUUCUGAAUGGAGCUUGAAGAGUGGUUUGGCUAUGGUUGGGGAUGGAAUGAACGAUGCUCCUGCGUUAGCAGCUGCCACUACAGGCAUUGUGUUAGGACUUGCUAGUGCCACUGCUGUCCAAGCUGCGGAUAUUAUUCUUGUACAACCUGAUUUAACUAAUAUAGUUUGGUUGUGGAAAAAAGCAAAAUGUACAAAGCGCAUUGUAACCCAAAAUAUAAUAUUUGCGUUGUUUUGUAUGAUAGUUGCUUCUUCUGCCUCUGUUGUAGGUACUAUGCCUCUUUGGUUGGCUGUUAUUGUUCAUGAAGGAAGUACAAUUCUGGUUGGCUUGAAUGGAUUGCGUUUGUUGAACGAUAACUUUGAUAAAUGGUGAAAAUGAUGAAAGAGAACAAUAAAAAUGUCAUUGGUCAC
Molecule: messenger RNA, 2634 nt
Organism: Galdieria sulphuraria
Lineage: Eukaryota; Rhodophyta; Bangiophyceae; Galdieriales; Galdieriaceae
Product: metal transporting P-type ATPase
Exons: 4
Coding region: 32-2596 (854 amino acids)
Biological process (GO): monoatomic cation transport
Cellular component (GO): membrane
Molecular function (GO): ATPase-coupled monoatomic cation transmembrane transporter activity; ATP hydrolysis activity; ATP binding
Source: RefSeq, a predicted model, not a curated record